Messenger RNA from Aspergillus thermomutatus, 1029 nucleotides. RefSeq lists its product as uncharacterized. The transcript is spliced from 3 exons. Bases 1 to 1029 code for a protein of 342 amino acids. NCBI's taxonomy places the organism in Eukaryota, Fungi, Ascomycota, Eurotiomycetes, Eurotiales, Aspergillaceae. The record is from RefSeq and is a predicted model, not a curated record.
AUGAAACUCUCCCCGGUUUUGCGCAUGCUAAUAUGUCCCCCCCUUGUAGGGGCAUACUUGGUCUCGCCACCAGGUACUGCUGCCCCAGGGACCACAGCUGACUGCAGCGAAUGGAUUGAAUAUUCCUCCAGCCUGACAUGCGCGCUGAUUGAGCAGUUGUUUGGCAUGACAGAAGCUCAAUUUGAGGAAUGGAACCCAAUCGUUACUGAACUCAGCACAGGCUGUACUCUGAUCCCCGGCCUGUACUACUGUGUACAGGUCAAUUAUACGACCAUCACCGUGAGCUCGUCAAAUCCCUUCACAACUACAUCGGCAGGGUCCACCUCAGCUACAACAGUAGCAACUACCUCAGCAUCUACAAGUGCCAUCGCCACGCCUACUCCAUAUGAGACAGGAAUGGUGUCUGAUUGCGAUGCCUUCCACCUUGUGGUGAGUGGCGACACCUGCGCAGCGAUCGCCAGUUCCGCAGGUAUAUCCGUCUCCAACUUUGAAACCUGGAAUCCCACCGUCGGCUCCGACUGUUCUGGUCUCUGGCUUGACUACUAUGUCUGUGUCGGUAUUGUUGGAGGCGCAAGUUCCACUGCCGCGGCAAGCACGCCUACCACAACGCCCACCACCACAACAACUACUACUACUACCACCACCGGAAACGGAAUCAGCACCCCUACCCCCUAUGAAUCAGGCAUGGUGGACGACUGCGAUGAAUUCUACCUGGUCGUCAGCGGGGAUAGCUGCGCCUCCAUUGCCAGCGCAGCCGGCAUCUCAGGCACGGAUUUCGAGACCUGGAAUCCAACCGUUGGCUCUGGCUGUUCAGGACUCGGCAACGGCGUGACGACCCCUACUCCCUACCAGUCCGGCAUGGUGGAUGACUGUGACUCUUUCCAUCUUGUUGUUAGCGGGGAUAGUUGCGCUGUUAUUGCUGAGGAUGCCAACAUCACGUUGGAUGAGUUCUAUGAGUGGAAUCCGACGGUUGGAACUGGUUGUAGCAGUUUGUGGUUGGGUUACUAUGUCUGUAUUGGGAUUUUGUGA